Molecule: messenger RNA, 1919 nt
Organism: Micropterus dolomieu (smallmouth bass)
Lineage: Eukaryota; Metazoa; Chordata; Actinopteri; Centrarchiformes; Centrarchidae
Gene: mmachc
Product: metabolism of cobalamin associated C
Exons: 5
Coding region: 445-1245 (266 amino acids)
Biological process (GO): cobalamin metabolic process
Cellular component (GO): cytoplasm
Molecular function (GO): FAD binding; cyanocobalamin reductase (cyanide-eliminating) (NADP+) activity; demethylase activity
Source: RefSeq, a predicted model, not a curated record
GUUGGCAAAGUAAUUAUUGACCGUCUCCUGGACACGGAGUAAUGUGUUGUUUUGAAAAUAUAAUAUAAACUAUGGCUGAAAUACAGUAUAUAAUAAUUAACGUAAACGACACAAAUGCUUAUGUUAGCCAGCUAACCAAGCUACUCACAGAAAAACCUGCGAAUCCACUUUUAAAUCCAGGAGCCCGUAACAGCGACGUGAUUGCGUAUGACGUAGCCGCAGGGGUCUUCUGGGUAUUGUAGUAGACAAUUACUCUACACAAAUUUAGUGACGUACUUCUGUUGUAUUUCUCGGAAACACAUUGUAUUGUACAUCGUAUUGUAGCCACUCGCUUUGUCAGAAGAAAUCACGACAGAAAAAGCAAGAGUCUAGCUUAAUUUCUGACAUUGAUUAGCCAAAGAACAUCAUAUCCCACAAUCCAAAGCUUUGCGUUGACGAGUAAGUAUGGCGGCUUCCACAGGCAAUGUGGAUGUGAUAACAGGACUGCUAGAGGACUAUUUAUCAAAAUUUGGAUUUGAGUGCUACCCUUUAAAGGUUGGUUGGUAUAACUCUGUGCUGCCUCCCACCCUGCGCCUGGCUUACCCUGAUGACAGCCUGGCCGUGGUGGUGCUCAGCACUCCUGACAUGUUUGAACUAGCCUUCCUGCCCUUCAUGGAGGAGAGGGGCUGCCAGGGGCUGUCUGACCCCAUAGACCAGUGUGUCAAACACUGCGUCUCCUCUGCUGUCUCCCAGUGUUUCCCCAGACAGACAGUAGAUGUGAGGUAUGACUACGAGUUGCUGCCCAGCAGGAAGCCCAAGUUCUUGGCACAGACUGCGGCUCACGUGUCUGGAGCAGCUUUCUACUACCAACAGUCUGAUGUCAGAGACCAACCCUGGGCUGAAAAGAAGAUGUUCGGAGUGUGUGUGCAUCCUAGGUUCGGGGGCUGGUUUGCCAUUCGAGCCCUGUUGGUGUUUGACGGUGUGACGGUGGGCCCUGAGAUGUCACAGCCUGUUCCUCCUGACUGUGUGCCUUCCAGAGAAGGCAGGGUACAGCUGCUGGAGGCUUUCAACUUCAACUGGCAGGACUGGAGCUACAGAGACAUCGUCCAUCCAGUCCAGACCUACUCUCAGAAACAGAGAGACUACUUUUCCACUCGUCCUGCUCAGCGGAUUGCUCUGCUUAAGACUUGGGGCUUUCUGCCGAUGGAUAAUGACCAACCUGAUCCGAACUCAGACGCACAGAGCCAGGUGAACGGACACGGCUGAAAGAGAAGAGAAGCUGCAGUGUAAAAGAUUUGCCCAUCCUCUCUGAGCACCAACCUGCACACUGCUGGACAGACUUUUUAAGACAAUUUUGUUUCAGUCUUGAUUGGCCGGCUGCGUUUGGGAUGAUGAAGUGAGCUUGUAAGGUUUUUGGUGAAAGCUAUUUAAAGGUACACAAAUACUUUUCAAGGACUUGCAUAUAAAUAUUUACUGCUUUACAGCUGCUAAAUGAUGCGUUUAAUCACACUACAUAUGUUCACACGACAAGCAGCACAAGCGGCUCCUCUCAAUUUGUCACCGUUACCGUGAAAACCUGAACAUACUCAAAUGUACGUAUGCUAUAAACAUUAGUGCUGCUGUGUCAAACCUUGUCCAAAUGUGUUUAAACCAAAUUAUUUUGGAGAAUGCACUUUAUAUCCUUGCUGCCUGUAACACAAACUGUAGCAGCAAGUUUUGUAGCAGUUUUGACUUUUGACUUCACACAUUGUAUCACUUGAUUCACUCAAUAUCAACAUAAGGGGCUUCAACAAGCCCUGUAACACCAGCCUGCCUUCAAUUUGCCGUCUGUAUCUUUACCCGCCAGUUCUUGAUCGCAAGGAGAACAAACUUCACUUUUUUUCUAUUUGUUGUAAUAGUGAAGCCAUAAAAAAAAAAAACAAAUACAAAUCAUAAAGAAU